UGCGCAGAAGCGGAUGUCACGUGUUUGGCUCUUCGGGUCGCUGGUGGUUAAAUCGGCUCAAACAAACACAUGAGGAAGACUCUUAAACACAUGAGGAAGACUCUUAAACACACGAGGAACACGCUUAACGCCUGAGGAAGACUGCGUAAGGUUACCAGCAGCGGCGGUGCAGCGGCAGCAGCGCAGUGUUUGAAUCCCUCCGCAGGUUUCUGUCGGAGCGAUCAGCGGAAGAAGGCAAGAAGAAGAGAUGUCGUACUACUCGUCGUCCCGCAGUUCGUCUCGGGCCACUGACUGUAAAGUGUACGUGGGUGAUUUAGGCAACGGUGCCGCCAAGGGUGAGCUGGAGCGAGCGUUCAGUUAUUACGGCCCGCUGAGAAGCGUCUGGGUGGCCAGGAACCCACCGGGGUUUGCCUUUGUAGAGUUCGAGGAUCCCAGAGAUGCAGAAGAUGCUGUGAAGGGCAUGGACGGGAAGGUUCUUUGUGGUUCCCGUGUUCGUGUGGAGAUGUCGACAGGCCUCUCCAGGAAGGGCCGCGGGCGCCCUAGCCGACGCCAGUUUGACCCCAAUGAUCGGUGUUACCAGUGUGGGGACCGGGGCCACUAUGCCUACGACUGCUACCGCUUUAGCAAGAGAGGAGGUCGUCGCAGCAGGUCUCGCUCUCGCUCUCGCUCCAGGUCAAGGUCCAGGUCCCGCGGACGCCGCUAUCGCUCUCGCUCCCGCAGCCGUAGCCACAGCAGGAGCCGUCGCCGAUCCCCAUCCUAUUCCAGACGCAGGAGCAGGUCUGGCUCCCCAGCUCGUUCCAAGUCCAGGACUCCAGUGAGAAGCCCGCUCACGAUCUCAGUCCGCGAACCACAAGAGGGCCAGCGUGUGGUGGGAGCUGAGCACUGCACUGACACCGCAGCUGAUCCCAGGCCCAGGGUCUGCCAGCUGGCGGUGUGUACGUCCUGCGGGAGGGUGACUAAGCGCUGACCUGAGAUCAGCCUUCGCCUGCAUCUGGUGUUAGACAGCGAGAAAGAGGUCGACCUACCGACCGAACCCUCCCCACAGUGAAUGGGUGACCGUCUGUUCAACCGACGCACACGCUCAGACGAGAUCAGCCCAUGCACACAUACAGUUGUUCUACUAGAGUCACCCAGCCAGCCAGCCUUCAGAUGUACCAGAGGGCUGACCCACACAGAUCAGAGUUCGACCACUACCUUUUUAAAUCCAUUAUCUACCUACCAGACCCCCUACCUACCAGAGUUCUUCGGCCUCUGUCUUAGCUUCUGAAAGUGAGAGAAAGAGAGCUGACGAGAGAUCAGUCUUCAAGAGCCUCCCAGCGCAGUGUCUCUCCAAGUUGUAGUCAUCCGUCCUUCAGUCCUUUCAUCCUUCGCUUCUCUGUACUUGUUGUUUCUGCCACUGUCUCCAAAGGUAACCAAAAAUCCAACCCCCUGACAAGCUCAUGUUCAUGGUGAAAGAAAAUUGCACAGGCUUGAUGUAGUCUGGGAAAACUGGUGAUUUGUAGAGCUAAAGUUGAGACUUUUUAACAAGCAUGCUCAGAGUACAAAUGUGUGGUUGAAUCUGAGAGUACGUGGAUGAUUGAGUGAGUGCAAGAGAGGAAAGAAACAUCAAUUUUAAUGGGCUGAUAUCUCUCAGGAGGCCUUUUUGUCAGAUAUGUUUUUUCUUCUUGUGCCAUACAUGUUGCCACAUCAUUACCAUUACUAUCUUUUAUCAUUCUAGUAUUUAUUUUAGUACUCAAACUCAAAUAAUGGUGGCUUUCAAAUGUGCAGUUCAUUCACUGGUCACGGUGUACAACAGGUUCCGUUAGAGCCUGACCGAUAUAUUAGUCGGCCAAUAUUAUCUGCCAAUAUUGGCCUAUUGCAGACACUUCUUCUGAGUACCUUUGCAUAAUCACAUUGGUGCACAAUCCACAUAGAAAAGGUCUCAAAGAUUCACUACAUUGGCCCCAUAAUCAGUGUUUUUCCCCUCUUAAAGUGGGAUCCAUAUCAGAAAUCCCAUAUCGGUCUGGCUCUAGUUUCCAUCUGUUUGUGCUGCCCACCUUUUUGUGUUUGUAGUGUAUUUAAAGUGCUAAAUGUCUCCUCCCGAGCCGAAACCACUUUAACAAUGUGUAGUUGCCAGUGAGGAGACUGUCAAGGACUUGUGUCAUUCAUUUCAAUGGGUGUUUAAUGGGUUAAAUUAAAUAUAUUUAGCUUUUUUUAACCCAGGAAUUAUUCCUCAAACACAAAGAUUAGUUGCCUUUUUAGAUGAAUAAAGCUAAUGAAUAAUAAAAACCUGUGGCUCCUGAGAUGAGCCUUGGUCUAAGAGGUAUUCAGUUAACAAAUAUCAGCGCCCAUCCAGUCAUGAAUUUCACAAAAGUUGUACACUGUAUUAAGAUGUUGAGUAAUGUGGGUUUUUUUCUAUUCAUCAUUCUUCAAUCCUCCCCUGUGGCAAGCUAACUCCUCUCUGUUUUUGUUUCAGUCGUUCCCGUUCAGCAACUCCACUCCGAAGCGCUACGCCCGCAGACGACUGAGUGAAGAAGCCUAUUAGUUCCCCCCCUACCGCUCUCCUUAACAGACAGACCCUCAACCCCUGCACCCUGUCUGCUUUUACAGCCCUACAGAAGUGUUUUGUUUUUUUGUACUUGUCUGUUUAGUCCCAGUCUUUAAGUUUAAUUUCCUCCCCAGGACUGAAGUCUUUGUGCAGCCCCAGAUAAAGUCAGUAUAGCAGACAUAAAUCAGUUUCCAUUUGAUAGAUUGUUUUAAAUGUUGCUGCUGCAGAGAUCAUCUUUCUUCUCAGAAGUCGCGUAGCAAGUGUAACGCCUAUGUUAAGGUAAUUUUGAAUGUUGCAGUUGACUUUUAGCAGUGAUUCGGGCCUCGUUCAUACAGUAAAUUGCGUCGGAAGAUGGUUUAGUUGAUGCAGUUCUUGAGGGUGACGACACUGCAUUGAAAAAAAAACCUCCUUUUAUUCCUUGAGCUCAGAUUUCUGAACCUUAAAAUAUUUUUCCCCCGUUGAGAAUCUGCAAACGAUGUAAAAUUUUUUUGUUUUGUAUUGCUCUCCAGUAUGAUUUGAGUUCAGAUGCUGUUUACGGUUUCCUCUCAUGGUGAUAUAAGGAGACAGUUGCUGGCCUGCAUGCCUUUAAAUAUGUCACAUUCCUACUGUUUGUUGUUUCUGUGCUGCACUGCCCGUUUUACAAACCUGAUCAGCUUCACUGUGCGCUGAAUAGAUUUUCCCCAUGUGUUUGAUUUUGUUCCUGUGACUUUGAUUUUAAAAUAUAUACAGUGCUUCAGUUUGAUUUCUGUAAGGGCUGCUUUAACAGUUCAGUUUUGUUCCUGGCUUAUAUGGUAAGACAGUGGCAGUUUUAUUUUUGAAUAAACAUCUUCAACAUA
Messenger RNA from Morone saxatilis (striped sea-bass), 3363 nucleotides. It is a transcript of the gene srsf7a, whose product is annotated as serine and arginine rich splicing factor 7a. The record is from RefSeq and is a predicted model, not a curated record. Gene Ontology annotation, cellular component: nuclear speck. Gene Ontology annotation, molecular function: zinc ion binding; RNA binding. Gene Ontology annotation, biological process: mRNA splicing, via spliceosome. NCBI's taxonomy places the organism in Eukaryota, Metazoa, Chordata, Actinopteri, Moronidae.